Molecule: messenger RNA, 1622 nt
Organism: Paramecium pentaurelia
Lineage: Eukaryota; Ciliophora; Oligohymenophorea; Peniculida; Parameciidae
Source: the annotation of a GenBank genome assembly
AUGUAAAAAUAAGAAUAAAAGAUGUAAAAAUAAGAAUAAUAAUAAACAGAGCAUUCAACAUUUCUAGGAAAGAUUGUAUGGAUAUUAAUAGGAAUUCUUGUUGCAUUUGGAAUUAAAUUAUACAUUAAUGAAUAUUAAAAUGUUAAUUGUAUAAUAAAUGGAGAUUGUAAGUAAUUCUUAAUUUAAUAGAAAUUAUUAUGGAGAAUAGUGGAAUGUUUAUUAAAGAUUCUGGUGUUGCUUAUCUAUCAUCUUAAUUAAAUCAGAAUAUUGAUGCAACAAAAUUAAUAGCAGAUUUAUCAAUCAAUUAAAUUUCUGAUUUAACAAAUUUCUUUGAAAGUCUUGGCAAUUUGACUAAAUUAAAAGAAUGUAAAAAUUAAGUAAAAUACUUUAGUGAAGUUAUCAUUUGGAAAUAAUCCAAUUAUCAAUUAAGAAUCUUAAAUAAUAAAAUUAGUUGAGACCUUUUCUAAACUUAAGGAAUUAAAACAUAUUAAUCUUGGUAUGGAUGCUAUUCUAAAUAAUUAAAGCAGAUUCAAAAUUAUUUAAUAGAUAUCUAAGAUUAGAGAAUUAAUAACUCUUCGUAUUUCUCUCAUAAGUUGUGAUUUGUCAUAAGAUGGUAUUAAAUCACUUGUACCUAUUGCUGAAAUGUAAAAUCUUAAAGCUCUAGAACUUAUACUAGUUGGAAGUAAAUUAAAAGAGAAAGAGAUGGAUUCUUUGUAAUUAAUACUUUAAAAGUUACCUAAAUUAGAGAAACUGAAUUUAAAUUUAUAUGCUAAUAAAAUAUAAUAAGAUGGAGUGAAUAUUCUUAGUGUUGGUUUAUCAUAAUAAAUAUAAGUAAGAGAAUUAGGAAUUGAUUUGUAUUUCAAUAAUAUUACAUAAAAUGGAACAUAAAGUUUAAUGAAAGUAGUAGGAUAAAUGAAUAAUUUAACUAAAUUAAAUUUGGGUUUAGAAUUCAAUUAUAUUAAAGAUGAAGGUGGAAUAUAAGUUGGAAAUACAUUAACAUAAUUAAAAUAUCUUAAAGAAUUAUCAAUUAAUGCAGCUACAAAGAAUUUUGGAUGGAUUGGUUUUGAAGCUAUUUUAUUAGCCAUUGAAAAGUUACCACCAUUAGAUAAACUAGAAUUAAUUAUAGGUGUUAAUAAAUGUGGUGCUAAGGGUGCAGAAUUAUUAAAAAAUAUACUAUAUAAACAUAAUAAACUAAAAAGUUUGAAGAUCAAUUAUAUAGAAAAUUAUAUAGGUGAUGCUGGAGCUACAUUUAUAGCUGAAGGAAUUUAAUAUCAAAAGAAUCUAGAAGAUUUACAUAUCAAUAUGAAUUUCAAUUCAUUGUCAGAUAGAGGAGCAUUAGAAUUGGCAAGAGCAGUCAAAAAUGCAAAAUCACCAAAAGUAUUAAUAUAAUUAAAAAUUAGAUUGUGUAACUAAAAGUUAGUUAAAAUUAAUUGACUGAUAAAGGAAUCAAAGAUUUGUUGUAACUUUUAGAAUAAUCACUAUCUAAAUUAGAUAAUUUGGAAGUAGAAAUUUUAAAUACAGCAUUAACUAAUGCAACAAGAGAUGAUAUUGAAAUUAAAUAUGGAAAUGUAGAAAAAUUAAGUUUAAAAUUAAACACUAUUCCACCAAGUAAUUGGGAUUGA